Messenger RNA from Mugil cephalus (flathead mullet), 4548 nucleotides. It is a transcript of the gene adamts13, whose product is annotated as ADAM metallopeptidase with thrombospondin type 1 motif, 13. The transcript is spliced from 29 exons. The record is from RefSeq and is a predicted model, not a curated record. Gene Ontology annotation, biological process: proteolysis; extracellular matrix organization. Gene Ontology annotation, cellular component: extracellular matrix. Gene Ontology annotation, molecular function: metalloendopeptidase activity. Bases 138 to 4328 code for a protein of 1396 amino acids. NCBI's taxonomy places the organism in Eukaryota, Metazoa, Chordata, Actinopteri, Mugiliformes, Mugilidae.
CAACUUUGUCCCUACUGUGUACAUAAACACAUGUUACUCAUACCCUCUUGGCCUGGGCCUGUCCUGCCUGAGUAGGAGGAUCACAUAUUGUCCUUGUGUUAAAGCAGAGCAGGUAGACUCACAGGAAGAGGGGAAACAUGUUUUUUAUGACUCGGCUCUGUCUGCUGCUACUGCUGCCGGGUUUCAGCGCUGUAAUGAGUUCUCCAUUCGACCAGCUUUUCCAUCACUCCACCAGUCAGACAGACAUAGUUUCCAAUCCUGGUUCUUCUCCUGAUGCUUCAGUAAGCAGGCGGCUGCGUAGGUCAGCUCCGAUGCCUGAUAUCACCCAUCUGGAACUUCUGGUGGUGGUGGGGCCCGAUGUCCAGGAAGUCCACAAGCAGGACACUGAAAGAUACAUCCUCACCAAUCUCAACAUUGCCUCAGAGCUGCUGAGAGACAUGACCCUGGGCGCCAACAUGAGGGUGCACCUGGUCCGCAUGAUCAUCCUGUCGGAGCCGGAGCCAGAGAUCCAAAUGUCCACCAACAUCACCUCUUCUCUCAGAAGCGUGUGCGCCUGGGGCAGAAGGAUCAACCCCUCCAAUGACACGGACCCGCUACACACGGACCUUUUGUUGUACAUUACAAGGUAUGACCUGGUGCUGCCUGAUGGGAACAAUCAGGUCAGGGGAGUAGCACAGCUGGGUGGGGCUUGCUCCAGUGAAUGGAGCUGUGUGAUCACAGAGGACACGGGCUUCGACCUGGGGAUCACCAUCGCUCAUGAGCUUGGACACAGCUUUGGAAUCAACCACGACGGAGUGGGAAACACCUGCAGCAGAAGUGGGUUCAUGAUGGCCUCUGACGGAGGGUACAACAGUGUGGAUUUGACCUGGUCCCCCUGCAGCAGACAGCAGCUGCUCACAUUCUUCAGUGAAGGGAAAGCCGAAUGUGUAAAAGAUCUGCCUGCAAUGGGAGGCUCGCUGCAAGACUGGAAGCCGGGGCUGUACUACGGUGUGGAUGACCAGUGCCGUAUAGCUUUCGGUAGCACAGCCAGAGCCUGCUCCUUCACCCACCCUGACCUGCCAGCUUGCCGUGUUCUGUCCUGUCACAUUAGUCCUGAUGAUGACAGCUCCUGUAAACGCCUCCUGGUUCCACUGCUUGAUGGGACAGAGUGCGCUCCUAAUCAGUGGUGUCUAAAGGGGCGUUGUGUGUCUCCAGAUGAUCUCAGCUCCUCUGUUGUGGUUCAUGGCUCCUGGUCGAGCUGGUCUGAGUUUUCUACCUGCUCACGGACGUGUGGUGGGGGAGUCACACUUCGUACAAGGCAAUGCAACAACCCGAGACCUGCUUUUGGGGGCAAGGACUGUGAGGGUCCAGAUAUUGAGGCUGAACUUUGUCACCAGUGGCCUUGUAAGCACACGCAGCUGGAUUUCAUGGCAGAGCAGUGUUCCCAAACAGAUGUCCAUCCUCUCUACCUGGUGCCAAAGAUGGCCUCCUUCUACACCUGGAUCCCUGCUGUGGGCUUCGCAAAAGGGGAUGAGCAGUGCCGGUACAUGUGCCAGUCACAAGGAGAAAACUUCAUCGUGAGCCGCGGUUCUCAGUUUGUGGACGGCACCCGCUGCGAGUCAGACAGCCCGCCUCCAUUCGGCGUCACGGCCGCUUGCCUGAGAGGCAGAUGCCAGCUGUUUGGCUGUGACGGUGUGCUGCACUCAGGGAAAGUGAGGGACGUGUGUGGGGUGUGUGGUGGAGACGGAUCCUCCUGCAGUUUGACAUCUAACUCCUACAGUGGUGGUCAGGCUAGAGAGUACACCACCUUCCUCUCUCUGCCAGUGAACGCCACGCAGGUUCAUAUUGUCAACAGGGCCCCUGUCUUCACUCAUAUGGCUUUAAUGAUUGGAGAUCAGUACAUUGUGUCCGGAACGGGCAACAUGGCUCUGAACAUGACCCACCCAUCUCCGCUGGAUGAAAACCGCAUAGAGUACAACCUCCACCUGACCCCCGACCUCUUGCCUGAGAGGGAGGAGCUUCUACUGCCCGGACCGUUGCAAAAAGAGAUAAAAAUGCAGAUCUAUCGCAAAUAUGGAAAAGAAUAUGGCGAGAAAACUAAUCCAAACAUUAGCUACCAGUUCUAUGUCCCGACCAGAGACAGUGACUUAACAGACAACACACCUAAAGGCAAAUGGUCCGUUGUCACGACACCCUGCUCUGUCACCUGUGGAUCAGGUGUACAGAAGCAGGAAUAUGUCUGCAUAGAUGGAGAUGCCAAUAUUCAUUUGGAGAAACACAACUGUGAAACACCUCCUCCAACUGUAGCACUCCACACAACCUGUCAGCUCUCGCCCUGUCCCCCCAGGUGGGAAGCAGGCAUGUUUGGGCCUUGUAGUGCCUCGUGUGGUGGGGGAGAGAGGACGCGUCCUGUGAGAUGUGUCCAAAAUCUUGGAUCAAAUGUGGUAAAGGUUCCAGACUCUGAAUGUCCACCCGAUGCUGCUCCACAUGCUGCUGAAAAAUGCAACCUGCAACACUGUCCAGCCAGAUGGCGUGUGUCAGAGCCAGGGGAUUGUUCAGCAGUGUGUGGGCCAGGCGAAGCAAAACGCAUCGUGUCGUGCGUCCGGCCGGAGCACGGUGAGGACGUUGAAGUUGAUCAAAGCUUUUGCUCAAAGCAGAUCAAACCACCUGAGUCCGUGCCCUGUGUGGUCGAUGUCUGUCCCAUCGGGUGGGAAUCUAAGGGAGAGGAGCAGCCUGUUCUAAAGUCUGGCUUGUUACCGCGCUCUAGACAAGACCCUGUCUAUGUGUGGAGCCCUAUUAUCGGCCAGUGUUCAAAGACCUGUGGAAAUGGAACUCUGCAGGUGUGGUUUUCUUGUGUGGACCACCAGACCAGACUGGGUGUGCCUGACUUCCACUGUGACGCGUCCACCAAACCUGAGCCACAGUCUGAGAUAUGCAACCCUUCCUCCUGCCCUCCUAUGUGGCACUCUAAGCAAGGGGUCUGCAGUGUAACGUGUGGAGGAGGGGUGGCCAACAGGGUGCUGUACUGUGCUCGAGAAGCUGAAGGGGAGGAGGAGGUUUUGGAGGAUUCAGAGUGUACGGACCUUCCCAAACCCACGGCAGUGGUUUCAUGUAACACUCACAGCUGCCCAGCAAGAUGGAAGGUACUCAGUACAUCGCCCUGCUCUGUGUCCUGUGACCUGGGUGUAGCUCAGAGGACCGUGUCUUGUCUUCAGUUUCUCCACGGUAAGGAGAGCGUGGUGCCAGAGGACAGCUGUCAUGCAGCUAUCAAACCAGCCACCACGGUGCCCUGCCUGGUGCAAGUCUGCACCUUUAGGUGGGAAGUGAAGCCAUGGAGCCAGUGUUCAGUGUCCUGUGGAUACGGGAUCCAGUCCAGAGCCGUGUCCUGCAUGGGCCCCUCUAAGCCGGAGCCCCUCAGCCCUACAUUUUGCAUGCACAUGCCCAAGCCAAUCACCAUCCAGGGCUGCUACACGGGCGGCUGCGGAGACGCACUGCCCACAUCGACUGUGGCUCCUGAUGCCGCCUCUACAAUGCGUGCUGUCGAGAAGGUAGACCUCACAGAGAGUCCGCACCCAUCUCCCAGUCUGACCCAUGAAGAUACACCACGGCACCGCAAGGGCCAUCUUCGUCCUAGCCCAACAGAGGCCAUCACCAUCCCUCAAAUUGCCACAACCGUGAUCCCAACCCCUAAAUCCAGUGCAUGUGGACAGCUACUCCUGGAGGAAUCAGGCACGGUGGAUUUGAAAGAUGCUUCCCACCGUUGCACAGUAUCCAUAGGUCGUCCCCUCGAUGAGGUCAUUCACAUUAAGGUGAUAUCUAGCUCCUUGGACUGCAGAAAAAAGGAGUACGUGGCCUUCUUUGACCGGCUGGCACUCGUGAGGAAGUGCGCGCAGUUAGCAAGCAGUGAGCUGACCACCAGAACCAAUGUCCUGAUGGUGCGUCAGAACCUGCUCACUCCUGGGAACGGGAUGGUCUUUACCUACGGUUCACAGAAAAAUACGAAGAGGAGCCAUCAGGCCUGCGACAUUCAGCUGUUUUCGCCGAGUGGUGUCUUUGAGAAUCCAGUAACGUCCAACAAUAACCACACCUGUCGAGUGCUCAUCAAUGCCCCUCCCUCAGUGAAGAUCAGGAUCCAAGCUCUACACAUAGGAUUAGUAUUCAACGCCACCAACUCCCAGUCCACAUACAUUAUGAUCCGAGAUAUGGACGUCUUGAAGACCAAUGUGUUUAAAGGCCAGCAGCUGUUUCACUGGCACUCUUCUGGAAAUAUGGCCGAAAUGGAAUUUCAUGGAGACUACUUGCAUUCCAAAGGGAGCUUCAGAGCUGAAUAUUCCUUUAUACGUCUCUGAUACUAGAUGUUAACUAUUCUCGGGAGGUUUUGAUCGAUUUAUAUGUUUUUUAACAUUUCUUUAGUUUACAAUACUUUUUUUUGUGAUUAACAGUAAUUAACAGUCACUUCAAAGCUGCUGAGCACAAAAUCUUCAGCAAGAUCUUUCUGUCAAAUGGGUUGUUUUGCCAAAGUGUUAAUUCUUUUGACCGUAAAUAAAACAUAAACAAACCAACCAAAAA